UUUUUGAUUUCCUUUAAAAAGGGUCGUGGGUUCUCUCGCCUCUUGCAAAACCGUCACACUCGGUUUCAGUUUUCCAAACCCACGCCCCGCCGAAAAUCUCUGCUGAGGGAAGUUGCAUUGUUUCUCUGUUUAAACAUACAGAAGUAGUACUUGAAGAGGAAAUGGCAGGUAGUGGAGAUCAAGUUGCUGCAUUGUUAUUUUGGGGAGGUCAAGUAAUAAAGAAUGGAUAUCUCGGCUCUGUUGAUUACUCUGAACCACCAAAAACGAUGUGUUUCUUGAGUGGAAGGGGCAACAGGUAUGAAGAACUGGUGGGGAAAGUGCACACUGCAAUGAACGGCGAUGACGGGGACACAAUGUUUGACUUGUUUGGAAAGUACCCGACCACCCUUCCUGGAGGGAAAGUCCUGUUUGUUUCUAUCCCUCUAACGGAUGAUCAAUCACUGGAGUGGUUUUUGAAUGUGGCUGCGCUUUCCCAGCCUGUUCAUGUGUACGCGGUUGCUGCGCCAAAGAGAAACGAUGAACCCGCGGACGACCUCCGCCAAGUUAAGAGGAAUCAGCAGCAGCUGAAUACCCCCACAGGUGCAUUGAUGGAUAUUGUUGGAGGCCAUGCUCGCAUCUAUAAAUGGACCAACAAACAUGUUCCAAUCCCCACAGCUCAUCACAACCGAAUCAAACAAAAACACAAGCAAAACUCCUCAAAGUAUGGUUAUGUUCCGUUAUAAGAGCAAGACUCCCCUGCCAUUAGACUCACAUCCAUUCGCAUAUCAACCUGCAGUAGCAAAAGAAGUAAUAGAUUUUUGUCAUGGAAGAAUACAAAUGUUGCAUGCAAGAUGAAAAUCAGAGCUGUUUAAGAUAUCAUUGGACAACUGGAUAAAGACCCUAAGACGAUCCUCAAAAAUGAGGUCUAAGAAGUUGAUUGAGCUCAUCGUGGGGAGACACGGGAUUAGUAAAUUUUAUCAUCAAAGUGUACACUUGCUAGCAAGUUUAGAUGUAUCUCUAAUUCAUAAAUCUGUGUUCUACAAGUGGAAUGUCAUUGCCUG
Molecule: messenger RNA, 1040 nt
Organism: Cuscuta epithymum
Lineage: Eukaryota; Viridiplantae; Streptophyta; Magnoliopsida; Solanales; Convolvulaceae
Source: the annotation of a GenBank genome assembly